This is a messenger RNA of Gymnodraco acuticeps, 5298 nucleotides long. Its product is annotated as pleckstrin homology domain-containing family A member 7-like. The record is from RefSeq and is a predicted model, not a curated record. NCBI's taxonomy places the organism in Eukaryota, Metazoa, Chordata, Actinopteri, Perciformes, Bathydraconidae. Bases 953 to 4903 code for a protein of 1316 amino acids. Gene Ontology annotation, molecular function: protein binding. The transcript has 26 exons.
CGUGAGGCGGGAACAGGAAUGCAGCCCUGCUCUGUUUACCUCUUUCUCGUCUUUUUUCUUGCUCUCAUUCCUGACAAAUUCGCUCUCGCUCUGUGCCACCUCCCUCUUUCCUCUUCCCUCUCUCUCUCUCUCUCUGAGUAUGCUCAGUCACUCAGCGCUGUUGUUUCGUGAGGGUGAAGAGCCGGUGGGAAGCCUCUGAUUGGAAAAACAAGCGUAUGUGCCGGUGCCGGCUCGCCUCAGAGACAAACUAAAAAAACAGCGGAGGGACGCAGGUGCUGUGGAUUUUAAACCUGUUCAUGUCAAGAGGAGAUGGAUUUAUAGAGCUUGUGAACUUUGGAAGGAAUUUACUACACGUGCAAAAGAGAUAAACAGAUCCUGCUCUGCAUCAGGGAUGGCUGGUGAAACGGAGGUCUCUGAAAUCUCGUCUUGAACACCGUUUGAUCUGCGCCGAGAGUCGGAAACCCUGGAAGUUUAAUAAUUGAGAUGGGAGGUUGAGACACAUUACGCAUGAUUUAACAGGCAAAAAGAUACAGCUCGGGAAGGUUAACCUCAAAGACAUCUGUUUACACCUGAGACGGGAGGGGAAAUGACUUGCUGCAGGCUGAAUUAAAGGAGUAACCUGUGAUGUCAGACCUCACCUGGGGCAGUCGUCUGAGACUCUGCUGAGUAGACUUCAUUUCCAGGUGUUCAUUUCCCACACCAGACUUGACUCACCUGACAUCAUCCCCUCCUUGUGUGAGCUCGCCCCUCAGCUCAUUUUCUCACCUCAUCUCUCGGUAAUCCCUGCUCUCAAACCCACCGCCACCUCCUCUCGUUUUCCUCCCCAUGGAGCCACUCGAGAGGCAGGAGAACAGACGCUGAUUAAUGUGACUCCGUGUCUGAUUCCACCGCACUAGAAAUAGAAAGAAAAAGCGGCAGUACUUGUGAACUAUCGUCAACAAAAAGAGGCAUCAUGUGGAAUCAAUCUGGAUACUGCAAUCACAUUCCUCAUCAUGGAUAUCCCUUCUACCAUUCACCCUGCAGUCAUAACCAGAGGACCACGGCGUUUCGCCAUCCUGUGAGCGGGCAGAUCUCUGCGGAGAACAUGGAUUUCAUCCUGCAGGAACAGCCGCAGGGAGCUUCCUUAUUGUCCAAACCGGCUGUUGAGCUGCUGUCCAGCACCUCCGUCAGCGAGGCGUCCACCGCCAUCACUUCCUCCACCGUGGACACCACCUCCAAGGGCUCCCGGUCCAGUGGCAGGGUGCACAGCUUUGGGAAGAGAGAGCAGGCCAUCAAAAGAAAUCCCAACGUCCCCGUGGUGGUCCGAGGAUGGCUCUACAAACAGGACAGCUCUGGGAUGCGUCUCUGGAAGAGGAAGUGGUUCGUCUUGGCUGAUUUCUGUCUGUUCUAUUACAAAGACAGCAGAGAGGAGUCGGUGCUCGGCAGUAUUCCUCUGCCCAGCUAUGUCAUUUCCCCCGUGGGAGCUGAGGACCACAUCAGCCGCAAGUAUGCCUUCAAGGCUAGCCACACUGGUAUGCGCUCGUACAUUUACAUGCAGAGCUCUGUGAUUGGCUCGCAGGCGGAGCACACGGGGAUGCGGACGUAUUACUUCAGCGCUGACACCCAGGAGGACAUGAACACCUGGCUGAGGGCCAUGAACCAGGCCACGCUGAUGCAGAACAGCAGCAACACACUCAUCAGAACGUCUGAUAAGCUGGAGACGUUUGACAUGUUGCAGCAGCAGGCCGUCCAGCAGAUGAACCACGUGACCCUCCAUCAGGACCCUGACAGACCCGUGGUCCACGAGGUUCUGCUGGAGCCCAUCCACCGGGCCUCAGAGGAGCGCUGCAGCCUCCACAAGUACUCUCCUGCCUCCACCACGCUGGAGCACCCCAUAGGAAGCACCGCCCUGGAGAUGGACACGCACACCUCCCUCCCCUCCAACCCCGCGCCCUCCGCCCUCCCACAGCUGGACCACGUCUCGGCCUCAGCUCCUGUCUCCAGGGUGCCAUCCCGGGCCCCGUCUCGAGCCGCCUCCACCCUGCCCUCCAGCGUUUGCACCAGGAACGGCCUGGUGUCCACGCCCAGCCCCAUCCUGGAGCCCAAUGGGAUCGCAGCUGGGACGUACCAGCGGGCACCGGCUGACUCUCACAGGCUACUGCACAGGAGGAGCACUCUGGAGCAGGUGGAGCAGUGGGUCAAAGUGCAGAAGGCUGAUCACAAAGGCCCCCCCUCCAGAGAGAACACCCUCCCUCGUCGCACACCACCGACCCAGCACAAGUUCACCCCCACAGACACGUACCAGACGCUGCCAAAGACCCCCCGCCAGAGCCCCACGCCCGCCCGGCUCGGAGAGUACAAGUACGCCCAGGACCGCCUCAGCCACUUCCGCCUGGCCCCCGACCCGGGACCCAACAUGGGGUCCAACCCGGGGCCCGGCACCGUGUGGCAGCUGUACGAGUGGCAGCAGCGGCACCAGUACCGGCACGGCAGCCCCACGGCACCGCUCUACACCCCGGCCCCCGACUACCCAUUCGGCCCCCGACCUCCAUCCACCGUGCCUCAAGCACCCAGGUCUGAAGGGCCCCCCCGCUGUGUCUCGGUACCCCCCACAGCUGCAGAUAUCCCUCCACCCGGACCUCCACCUGGCUCCAGCAGAACCCUGUCGCCCACACGCAGACCACACACUCCGGCUGGGCGCGUGACGGUCAGACCGGCGGGGGAACGGUCGGUGCUGGACGGCCCCUUCGCUGUGUCCCCCCGCAGGAGCAAGUCUCAGAUGCUCAAGGCUUCUACUAUUGAGAGACGGUCAAUGCCUCCAUCCGGCUACAUCACACACACCGUCAGCGCUCCCAGCCUUCAUGGCAAAACGCCAGAGGAGCUCACGCUGCUCCUCAUUCAGCUGCGCCGCCAUCAGGCCAAGAUGGCUGCCGCCCGUCAUCACGCGGUCUCCCAGCUGCAGCGGAUCAACGACCCCUCAGAACCCCUCCUCCACAACCACUUUCUCACUGCUUCCACCACUAGCACCAGCCCCCUCCUCAGCUCCGGCCCCUCUCCUGUGUCCCACCUCGGACAUGACCUGUGUCCCCUGAGCCUUUUCAACACCCAGAGUGAUGACACCUACGUGCAGCUCAAGAAGGACUUGGAGUAUCUGGACCUGAAGGUAGCUGGAGGUCAGAAGGAGGCAGGGAAACCUGUCAAGGUUGCAGAAAGUGACGUGGAUGUGAAGCUGAGUCGGCUGUGUGAGCAGGAUAAGAUCCUCAAAGACCUGGAGGCGACGAUCAGCUCUCUGAAGGAAGAUAAGGAUAAGUUGGAGAGCGUGCUGGACGUGUCCCACCAGCAGAUGGAGCUGUACCAGGACCAGCCGGCCCACGCUCAGAAGAUCUCCUACCAGCAGAGGCUGCUGCAGGAAGACCUGGUGUCCAUCCGGGCCCAAAUAUCACGCCUCUCCACGGAGAUGGCUCAGGCCUGGGAGGAGUACAACCGGCUGGAGAGGUCCAUGGAGCAGCUGAGGACAGCGCUGCAGGCUCACAUGAACCACAGUGCCACCCCUCAGCAGGAGAAAGGAGAGAUGAAGCGCGAGCUGUGGAGGAUCGAGGACGUGAUGGGGGGGCUGUGUGCCAGCAAAGCCAACUACAAGAUCACCAUCGACUCUGUCCAGAACCCAGAGAGGAAACUAGUGCCUUCGGUGUCGGACCGCUCCGUGCCUUCUCUCAGCGCCGAGGUCCAGCCUCCGCCUCGCAGCUCCGUUCCCAACGCCCGCUCCCAAACGCUGCCUCACAGCACCGUGCCAAAGUGGGCCGAAGACAGCGCCCCCCCCAGGCCUCCCCUCCCUCACCUCUAUGACAGCGAGGACCCGCCCCCCGUGGUGCCGCCGCUCCCCAAAGAGGCGUCUGUCAUCCGCCACAUGUCGGUGCGAGGGCUGAAGCGCCAAUCAGACGAGAGGAAGAGGGACCGGGAGGGCGGGCAGUACGUCGCCAACGGAGAGACGGACAUGCGGUCGUACCUGAGUGAACCAGAGCUGCCAGCCCUGAGCACGGGGGCCGACAUGGACUACCUGUACUUCCAGGGCAAAGGUCUGUCAGUCCCCUCAUCUCGCCUGAACCAGUCCAACUAUAUCGCGUCCUACGUCACCCUGAGGAGGGGUCCUGGGGGCUCUGCAGCCAGGGAGAGACCUAAGAGUGCCUUGGAGCUCCUGUCGUCUCCUCCGGACGUCCUGCAGCUGUCGGGCGCUCAGCCUCGGGGCCGCAUGACGGCGGAGGAGCAGCUGGAACGGAUGAAGCGCCACCAGAAGGCGCUAGUUCGCGAGCGCAAGAGGAACCUGAGCCAGGAGCGCUCCUCCUCCACCGCCCAGCGCUCAUCCUCCUCCUCCAGGCUGCCCACCAACACCUCGGACCCCCCGGCCUCCGUGUUUGACUGGAAGGAGGAGCGUCUGGCUGCAGAGGGUCAGAGUGAUGAAGGGUGGAGCCAGGCCAAGGAGAGAGGGAGGAUCCAAUCAGAUGAGUGGGUGACGGUCACAGCCACACACAUACGGGAGGUGGAUGUGGAGCCUCUGGACUACGACCUGGAUAUCAGCCGGGAGCUGUGCAAACCUCAGAAGGUUCCCAUCCCAGAGCGCUACGUGGAGUCGGACCCCGACGAGCCUCUGAGUCCGGAGGAGCAGGAGGAGCGCGGCCGCCGGACGCAGCGCAUCAAGAACCUGCUCGCUAAGUCCAGUUAUCAGAACAGACAGCCGUCCGCUCAGCUGGACUUCGGUGAUCUGGACGCAGCUCUGCAGCAGCAGGAGAGGAUCAUGAGCGUGUCGCACGCUCUGGCCUCCGAGGCCUCGUGCAAGAGCAAGCUGGUGGCAGCCAAAGCCUCUGCAGAGCUCGGACCACAGAAGAGGAGCCUCAUGGGGGGGGGGUCUGAUCCAGUGGCCAACUAACUGAUUCACUUUGAACACAUCUCUUUUUUUACGAGUGAGAACAAGACACAUUUCUUUAGAGUUGAAUCAAUUAUUGCUUGUGCACAAUUAAGCAAUAAUAAUUUAUAACAUGAGUGAAUUGCUUUUUUUUUUUAUUAUCUGCAAUUAUCCCUUUUUCUGUAUCUAUUUUACAGAGUGAAUAAAAGCCAACAUGCUCACACUUCAAUAGUAACGUUUUUAAAUACAUCUUUUAUUUAUUAAAUCGUUUGGCUUGACAUGCUUGCUCAUUUUCUGCUGUAUUUUUUCUAUAUAACAAUGAUCACAGUCCUGUCAAUCAAUUUAAGUGCCUUAAAAUACAUGAUUAAUAAUUAACACGUGAAAAAAAGUCAUGAAAAUUAAUAAAUUACAUAAAACAC